This is a messenger RNA of Desarmillaria tabescens, 1359 nucleotides long. RefSeq lists its product as uncharacterized. Lineage: Eukaryota; Fungi; Basidiomycota; Agaricomycetes; Agaricales; Physalacriaceae. Gene Ontology annotation, molecular function: transmembrane transporter activity. Gene Ontology annotation, cellular component: membrane. The transcript is spliced from 16 exons. Bases 1 to 1359 code for a protein of 452 amino acids. The record is from RefSeq and is a predicted model, not a curated record.
AUGGCGUCAGCAAGCGAUGUAAAAAUUUCCACAGAGGAAAAGAAGAAUCCCCCUAUCAUGAAGAUCUCUGCCCAUCAAGUAGAUACGGGGGCAGUGCUCGUGAUGGGGAAAACCGGGCAUUUAAGCCCUUCCGAGGCGACAAGAAUCAGAAGGAAAAUAGAUCGCCAUAUCGUUCCUCGUUCCUUUAAUGUGCCAAUCCAAUACAUGGAUAAAGCUACCUUGGGAAAUGCCGCAGUCCUAGGUCUCCUCGAAGACACACAUCUAAGCACCGACCAUGAAAGCAUCAGGCUCGGCACAAUUUUUUAUCUUGGGUAUCUCGUCUUCGAGUUCCCGCAGAAUCUGUGUCUGCAACGCCUGCCCGUUGGGAAAUGGCUGAGGUAUGCGGCUUUCAGAAUUAUGCUGUGUAUGCACGCAGCAUGCAAGAAUUUCGCGGGUCUCUUCGUCGGAUUUAUGAUUGUCACCUCCAUGUUCUACACGCGAGCGGAGCAGACAUUGAGACACAAAGUCAUCUCCGGAUUCAUUAGCUUCGAGACUUUGCAUAUGAAAACCAGCUCAUUGAAAGCUUGGCAAUGGUUCCUUUUUCCAGAUUCUCCCACGAACGCAUGGUUCCUUACCCCAGAAGAACGCUCUUCUGCAGUUCAGCGAAUAAAGGAAAAUCAAACAGGCGUCGAGAACAAACAUUUUAAAAAAGAACAGUACGAAGAGGCCAUUUUUAUGCUUGUCCUGAUGAUAGAAGCCCUGACGGACGUCAAAAUAUGGCUAUUCGCUAUUUUCUCCGUGUUAGCCGACAUCCCGAACUCGCUUGUCAAUCAGCGACAGAUAACAUCUCGUCGUUUGGCUUCUUCGACCUUGAAACCAUUCUCCUGGGCUGUGUUCCCGGCGUGGAUACCCAACAGCAGAGCAUGGGUCGGUGUGAUAUACCUGAUACCCAAUCUCGCUGCUGUGUUCUUGAUGCUAUUUCUAAGUUGGGAUAAUAAACUUGGUUUAUUAUUGACAUUGUUCUUCGCUGUUCUUUCCCUUUCUUGGCUGUCGAGCACUACGGCGGGGCACACGAAGAGAAUAGCUGCUAAUGCUAUCAUCCUAUCCGCUUAUUGUAUUGGUAAUGCGGUAGGUCCUUUAAUGUGGGCGGAAAAGUUCAAGCCUCGCAAUUGCGUACCAUGGAUAAUCAUAGGAUUUUGCGUCGUUUUUCGGAUUCUGACUCUGCUCGGAAUUCGUGACGCAGAACCUGUUCAUACUAUCUACGACGAUGUGUACAUUGAGCAGUUGAAAGAGAACGGUGUUGUUGAGAAGGCUCGCGUCGACAAGGAAUUUCUGGAUUUAACAGACAAGCAGAAUCGAGAUUUCAGAUAUGUUCUCUAA